AUGGGAAGAUCCCUGACCGCGACACUUCCGCUAAUUCCUCUGCCGCGCGGAACGGUCCUGCUGCCCGGCCUCGCCUAUCGAAUCACCGUCAACUCCAGCCGGCCCGACCUCCCGGCCCUCCUCGCCCACGUGUACGAGCUCGCCGCAUCAAAGGGCCCCGAUGGCCGCAUCGACACCAUCCCCAUAGCAUGUGUCCCGGUCUCGUCUCCGCUGGUCGGUCCGGACGGCCAGCUGCUCAUCACCAACGGCGAGGACAUUGACAGCGCCCGCAUCGAGCCCGUCAACCCGGGCACUGCGAAGAAGGACGACCUGUUCGGCUUCGGAGUCGCGGCCAAGAUUGUCGGCAUUGACGGCCGCGGGUCCGGCGAGUUUGCGCUGCGUGUCGAGGGCUCAAGCAGAGUGAGGGUAGACUCCUUCACUCGCGAGCGGCCCUUUUUCGAGGCCACAGUCACCUACUAUGAAGACGAGAUCGACGUCACCGAUAAGCAGCUGCAAGACUUGUUCAGCCUGCUCAAGCUGCGCUCACGAGAGCUCGUCACAAUUCUUCGCAUCUCCUCUCUGCUGCCUCGCACAGGCGGCCCCUCCCUCUCACCCGCAGUCACAAAGCGAUUAGAGAUGCUCAUCAUCAGAAGAGAAUUAAAGGAGGCUGGAAUGCUCGCCGACUUCAUGGCCAACCUUCUAGACGCCACUCACGAAGAGAAGCUCGGUGUCCUGGCCGCUCUUGAUCCCAAGGUCCGGCUCACAAAGGUCAUUGAGCUGUUGGAACGUCAGGUGGGGGGCAUCAAGAACAACUUCAAGAUCACUACAUUCACAACGGUCCCCGUUCAAAUCAUUGAUCGGUUGAACGAGAAUCCAUCUAGAAGGCUGCCGAAUAAUAUGAUGCCUCCGAUGGGCGGCAUGGGGCUUUUGCCACCCCCUGGGGGACAAGAUCAAAGCGAAGACCAGGAUGCUAGUGAACUCGAUGAGCUAAAGAAGAAGCUGCAGGCGGCAAAACUUCCGCCAGACGCUGCCAAGUCCGUAGACAGGGAGCUGCGGCGGCUGCAGAGGAUGCCGCCCAUGAACCAGGAGUACCAGGUGACAAGGAAUUGGCUCGAGACGAUAUCCGAAAUCCCCUGGACGACCACUACAAAUGACCGCCUGGGGCCCGAUACGUUAAUAAAGGCCCGGCAACAGCUUGAUCACGACCACUACGGCCUGGACAAGGUCAAGAGGAGGCUCAUCGAGUACCUGGCUGUAUUGCGCCUCAAGCAAUCCAUCAACGACGAUUUGGAGGAGCAGAUCCGCAAGGCGGAAGCUGAUGCGGCUGCCGCCGACAAAACUCUCACGGAUGGCACCAUCAGAGACACUAAGCCAGAGGAGGUUGUCAAGAACAGCGUUAGUCGUAAGGAGGCAUCAGACUCCGAACUCACCAAGCUCCAAGUGCUCAAGUCGAAGCGCGCCGUCGACAAGUCUCCCAUCAUGCUGCUCAUUGGGCCCCCGGGUGUCGGCAAGACAAGCCUGGCCAAGUCGGUUGCGACUGCUCUGGGCCGCAAGUUCCACCGCAUCUCCUUAGGCGGCGUCCGUGACGAGGCAGAAAUCCGUGGCCACAGGCGGACAUACGUGGCGGCCAUGCCAGGGCUCAUCGUACAGGGCCUGAGGAAGGUCGGUGUUGCGAAUCCCGUCUUCCUGCUCGACGAGAUCGACAAGAUUGGCUCGGCAAGCGUCCAUGGGGAUCCCUCGGCCGCCAUGCUGGAAGUUCUGGACCCCGAGCAGAACCACAGCUUCCAGGACCACUACGUGGGCAUGCCCGUCGAUCUGUCCAAGGUCCUCUUUAUUGCCACCGCCAACAGUCUCGACACCAUUCCCGGCCCCCUGCUGGACCGCAUGGAGAUGAUCUACCUCCCCGGCUACACCACGCUUGAGAAGCGCCACAUCGCCAUCCAGCACCUGAUUCCGAAGCAGCUCAAGGCCAACGGAUUGGCCGAAGACCAAGUCGAGUUCACCCCGGAGGUGGUAUCCAAAAUUAUUGAGUCGUACACCCGUGAGUCAGGGGUUCGCAAUCUGGAACGUGAGAUUGGCUCUGUAUGUCGCGCCAAGGCUGUCGAGUACGCUGAGGCGAGAGACAACGGCACCCUUGACAAGUACCGGCGCCAGGUCACCGUUGACGACCUCGAGAGCAUCCUGGGCAUCGAGAAGUAUGAGGAGGAAAUUGCCGAAAAGACGAGCCGCCCGGGCAUCGUCACGGGGCUUGUCGCCUACAGCACCGGCGGCAACGGCAGCAUCCUCUUCAUUGAGGUGGCCGACAUGCCCGGCAACGGACGCGUCCAGCUUACCGGCAAGCUGGGCGAUGUUCUCAAGGAGAGUGUGGAGGUUGCUCUCACAUGGGUCAAAGCGCAUGCGUAUGAGCUCGGCCUCACUUCCGACCCGCACGUCGACAUCAUGAAGGAUCGCAGCAUUCACGUCCACUGUCCUUCCGGAGCAAUUCCCAAGGACGGACCCAGCAGUGGCAUCGGUCAAGCCAUUGCCCUGAUUUCGCUCUUCUCUGGCAAGCCGGUGCCACCUACAAUGGCCAUGACGGGCGAGAUAUCCCUCCGCGGCCGGGUCACCGCUGUCGGAGGUAUCAAGGAAAAACUCAUCGGUGCCCUCCGAGCGGGGGUUAAGACGGUGUUACUGCCAGCGCAGAACCGCAAGGACGUCAAGGACCUGCCUCAGGAGGUCAAGGACGGGUUGGAGAUUUUGUAUGUUAGCCAUAUUUGGGAUGCGAUCCGACUGGUCUGGCCCGAUUCCCACUGGGCCGAGGACCACCAAUUUGCCGGCGUCGAAAGCCGUCUGUAA
Messenger RNA from Trichoderma citrinoviride, 2814 nucleotides. Its product is annotated as ATP-dependent protease La. The record is from RefSeq and is a predicted model, not a curated record. Lineage: Eukaryota; Fungi; Ascomycota; Sordariomycetes; Hypocreales; Hypocreaceae. Gene Ontology annotation, molecular function: serine-type endopeptidase activity; ATP hydrolysis activity; ATP-dependent peptidase activity. Gene Ontology annotation, biological process: protein quality control for misfolded or incompletely synthesized proteins; protein processing; protein targeting to peroxisome. Bases 1 to 2814 code for a protein of 937 amino acids. The transcript has 4 exons. Gene Ontology annotation, cellular component: peroxisomal matrix.